UUCAAUCAGUUUCAGUUUGAGUUUGAGUUCGGAGUUGUUUCAGAAUUUGUGAAUUUGAGGGAAACGGUCAUAAUGGUGUAUCUUAUAAUUUAAAUUUUAUUGUGUGUUUGUGUUAUUUCAUGUAAUCAUUCGUGUAUUGAAACAAUUUUUUAACUUCAAUGCUUGUAAUGAAUAAUAUGAUUGGCGAUAUUGUGGGGUUAACCCUGUUCCAGUGAAUCAUUCUGUUGCUGGUUCAUCAAAAUGUCUCGAAAGGACAAAAACAUGGGAAGCGGAGGCUUUCUGGAAACCCUGUUCCGGCCGAAGAAGACCGGCUUCAGGAGUGGUUCUAGUCAGCUUCCGAGGCCUCGGUCGGAAACCGAUUUCAAUGAAACCGACGAACAGGUCGAGCAAAUUGAACAUCUCGACGAACAGUCGCUCAACAUAAAAUUCGAAGAGAUGUUGGAUGACAUGAAUUUAUCUGAGGAGAGAAAGGAACCUCUUAGAGCUCAACCCACUAUGAAUAAGAAGAAAAUGCUCAUUAAUCAUUAUAAGGGCCUAGUGCAAGAAAAUAGAAACAAAUUCGACAAACCGGCAGAGUACAUUCAGUACCUUUCAACUCCGGACCUUAGUGUAAAUAAGAUGUACAACUGUAUAGAAUCGUUGAGAAUCGCCCUAACUAACAAUCCAGUUAGUUGGGUGCACGAGUUUGGCACAACGGGUUUGAAGCAGGUCUUAUCUAUAUUGAACGAGUGCUAUCGGAAUGACAGCCGCUACGACCGGAUACAAUGCGAGUGCCUGCGAUGUCUGCGAGCGAUCAUGAACAACACAGUAGGUCUGAAGCAGAUGUUCGGCCAGAAAGAAGCGUUGACGGUUGUGGCCAGGUCGCUGGAUCCGUCCAAGCCGUCCGUCAUGCUGGAAGCCGUCAAGAUGCUGGGUGCCGUCUGCCUGGUGCAUGACUGGGAGGACGAUGGGUUCUCCGGUCACAAGAAGGCCAUUGAAGCGAUUACCAUGAGCGGCGAACUCAAGGGCAGGGAACGUUUCACGCCCGUCGUCCAGGGACUCAUGAUCCAUGGCAACGAACCCCUCCGGGUGGCCUGUCUACAGCUCAUCAACGCCAUAGUAUCCACGCCCGAUGACAUGGACUUCAGACUGCAUCUCCGCAAUGAGAUCAUGCGCUGUGGACUCAUGGAUAUUCUCGAGACUUUGGAAAAAGACGCCAGUGAAGAUCUUGAGAAGCAUUUGAAAAUCUUUCUAGACCACAAGGAAGAGGAUUACUACGAGUUCAUUCAGAGGUUUGACAAUGUGAGGCUGGAACUGGAUGAUGUCAACGACUGUUUUGAAACAGUCAAAAACCUUGUGAUGGAUACCCCUGCGGAACCCUACCUACUUUCAGUAUUACAGCAUUUACUGUUCAUCAGAGACGAUUCCGUCAUAAGGACUGCAUAUUAUAAGUUGAUAGAAGAAUGCGUCUCUCAAAUAGUACUUCAUAGAGGCGGAUGUGAUCCAGAUUUCCGAGCCACAAAGAGGUUCCAAAUAGAUGUCCAGCCAUUAAUUGAUACUCUAGUCGAAAAAUCAAAAGUCGAAGAAGAAAGACGAUUAGAAGAAGUUCUUCAAAAGCUUGAGGAAGCUUUAGCCAUGAGACAGGAGGCUGAGGCAAAAUUAGUUCAAGCCGAAAAGACGAUUUCUGAACUUCAGGCCGGCGGUGCUGUCAAGAAACCUUCCGGCUCAGGAGGUCCCCCACCCCCAGCACCUCCUCCACCGCCUCCAAUGCCGAUGUUCCGGCCACCAGCCCCUCCAGGCGCCUCCAACGCACCCCCACCUCCGCCCAUGCCAGGCAUGAUGGGUGGUCCCCCUCCUCCUCCGCCGCCUCCUCCGAUGCCGGGCAUGGGAGGACCACGACCUCCUCCACCUCCUCCUGCCAUGGGCGGUUUUGCUGUGCCCAUGCCCCCCAAACCCCCCGAUGUCCUGCCGCACGGCAUGAAACCCAAGAAGAAGUGGGAGGUCGAGGGACUCAAACGCGCCAACUGGAAAACGAUCGUACCUCAAAAGCUAUCGGAGAAAUCCUUCUGGGUGAAAGUACAAGAAGAAAAACUAGCUUCACCAGACAUCCUCAAUGGUCUAGUAGCCAAGUUCUCAUCGAAACCAUCCUCAAGAAGAUCCGAUGAUGUGAUUGACAAAGGAGGCACACUGAAGAAGGUCAAAGCCCUUCGCGUGUUGGAUGGAAAAUCCGCUCAAAACCUGUCCAUAUUGCUAGGCGGAAGUCUGAAGCAUCUAAGCUAUAAGGACGUGAAGAGGUGUAUAUUGAGAUGCGAUUUCAAUGUGCUUUCUGCCAGUAUUCUCGAUCAGCUGAUCAACUAUCUGCCUCCACCUGAUCAACUCAAGCGACUCAUCGAGUUGAACGUUGAUUACAACCAGUUGACUGAGGCUGAACAGUUUGCUGUAACGAUUGCGGAGAUAAAAAGGCUUCUUCCAAGGCUGAAAUCAAUGAGAUUCAGGCAACAAUAUCCCGAAUUAGUGCAGGACAUUAAACCGGAUAUUGUUGCUGGAGCCGCAGCCUGUGAAGAAGUGAAACAUAGUCGAAAGUUUACUCAAAUUUUAGAACUAAUUUUACUUAUGGGCAAUUAUAUGAAUAGCGGCUCAAGGAACGGCCAAGCGUUUGGCUUUGAAAUCAAUUUUCUCACCAAGGUAAGUUCUGAAACUAAUCAAAUCAAAUAUAGUUUUAGUAAAAUUAAAAUAAGUUGCAUAGUUUUGACAGAAACAUGGCUGGAGGACGAUGAGGAUGUGGUGCGGCUCCCUGGAUAUAGCGUUUUUCGUACAACUAACAAGUUGAAUCAGAAUGAUGGUUUGGUGAUAUACAUCGAUAGUGCGCUCUCUGUCUCUUGUGAUCAGCUGUGUCUAGGGGGAAUCGCUAACUGCCUGGCCUUGACCUUUACUUUGAAGGGUGUGCCCUGCCACUUGGUGGGUGCAAACCUGUCUAGUGCAAUUCCGGAGCGAGGCCCAGACAUUGUGGUCGAUGCAGUUCAUGGCACUAACUUAACAUUUGAAUUGAUGCCUGUAACUCAGCAGGAUAUUCUUACAAUUGUGGGGGACCUUCGGGGUGGCUCCUCUCCAGGACUGGAUGCAAUUGUUUCAUUUGGGUCUACAUGGGAAGAUGCCUUCGAAAUGGCUGCUAAAGACCUUUUACAGGUCAAGAAGUGGCUUGACCAGAAUAAACUCACUCUCAACGUUGAUAAGACCAAGUACCUACCCAUAUACUCCAAAAUCAAUAGUGCCCCAUCACAGGACCUCGACCUCAAACUUCACUCAUGCGAUGAUUAUAAGUCGGCCACCUGUGGCUGUGGGGUGCGUAACCUGGAAACCGAUCUGAGCAACAGUCGACAACCGCAAUGCGACGAUGAUUUGUUCGCCGAUUCGAUGUCGACGUUCGCUUCAGACGCGAGGAAGCAGUGCGGCCUCCUUCAGAACAUGUUUCGCAAUAUGGAAACCCUAUAUGCCGAGCUAGCUGAGUACUAUGCUUUCGACAAGCAGAAAUACACUCUAGAAGAGUUCUUCACUGAUAUUAAAGGCUUUAAAGAUGCAUUCCGUCAGGCGUACAAGGAUAAUCUUCUAGUGCGAGAGACAGAGGAGAAGUCAAGGCGAGCGAGGGAAGCGAGAGAGAAGGCAGAACAGGAGAGAGCCGAGCGAGCGGCCAGGAAAAAACUCGUGGACAUGACAAACGACCAAACUCAGGAGGGUGUAAUGGACAGCUUGCUGGAGGCCCUGCAGACUGGAUCGGCCUUCACCAGGGACCAGAGACGCAAACGACAACGACCGCCAAGGGUUGAUGGAGCGGAGAGACGAGCACAAUUGAACAGAAGUCGAUCAAGGACUGGGCUCGUGGGGAGGGAACUAACAAGGUAAACCAAUUUUUUAAUUUUAUU
Molecule: messenger RNA, 3899 nt
Organism: Nilaparvata lugens (brown planthopper)
Lineage: Eukaryota; Metazoa; Arthropoda; Insecta; Hemiptera; Delphacidae
Gene: dia
Product: protein diaphanous
Exons: 20
Coding region: 241-3879 (1212 amino acids)
Biological process (GO): actin cytoskeleton organization; actin filament polymerization
Cellular component (GO): actin filament; cytoplasm
Molecular function (GO): microtubule binding; actin binding; small GTPase binding
Source: RefSeq, a predicted model, not a curated record